Messenger RNA from Paramecium sonneborni, 1519 nucleotides. The record is from the annotation of a GenBank genome assembly. Lineage: Eukaryota; Ciliophora; Oligohymenophorea; Peniculida; Parameciidae.
AUGUAAAGAUAUCAAUCUGAGGAUAGUGAAGUAAGAUUAAAGUCUCUUUAAUUACCAUAAAUAAAGUAGGGACAUACAGUGAUAGGGGCAUCAGAACUUGAAUAAAUUAGAUCUCAUAUUAGUAUAACAGAAUAAAGAUCUAAGAAAGUAUAACUUAAUAAUAUUAAGUUAGAGUAUUGAUAAUAAUCAAAGAGUUUGGGCAUAGAGAAUAGAGAAAUAAAGAUCAUAAAAGGAGAGAGAGAAGUUUGAUAAAUUUUAGAUAGAAGAGGAAGAGAGAAGAAAGAUGGAUAAAGUAGAAUCAGAAUAUUAGGAUAAAUUAAAGUAGGAUUAAGUUGUUGAUGCAAAUAACAAGAUAUUUAGUCAAAGGGGAGAGUAAUUCAAAAAACGAUUUUUAGUGUACGCAAUAUGAAGUCAAAAAUGCUGAUGUGUGAGAAUGAGAAAAUAAAUGAAGCUCUUGUUCGUUUUAAUAAGGAGAGACAAGAGAUGUAGAUGACACUUGAAUUAGAAAAAAUAAAAGAUGAUGAGUUAAAAAGAUAAACAGAAGAGAUUGCAGAAUUAGAGAAGACUUAAUAGAAAGAAUAAUUAAAAAAAGAAACUUAUACUGUUUUAGCUAAACAACAUCAUGAAAUGAAAGAGAAAUAAUUAAAAGAAUAUACAAAAUUAUAAUAAGAAGGAUAAUUAAUUAAGAGAUAAGCAGAAGAAGAGGAAUAAGAGAAAGAGUAUUAAUAAGUAUAUUUUAAGAAAGAAGAAAGAAGAUGAAAAAAUGAAGAAAUAAAAAUUAUUAUAAGAACGACAGAAAUUUAUGGAUGUCAAAUAAUCAAUUUAAGAUGAAGAAUUAAAGUAAUUAGAGAAAGAAGCCAAAGAUAGAGAUCAUUUUGAUACUAAAAAAGAGAGAGUAUUAGAAAUGAGAAAAUAAAGAGUAAUUUUAAUCUAAUUAAAUAGGAAGCUUAAAAAUUAGAAAGAUAAAUGCAACUUAAAUAGAAGAUAUAUGAUAUAAGAGUUAUUUAAUUGAAAGAAUAGGAAGAUAAUUAUAUGCAAAGAGUAUAAAAACAUGCUGAAGAAUUAUAAAGACAUGAAGAAGAAGUAGCAAAAUAAAAAGAGUAGGAAAUAAUAUAAAUGAUAAAAGAAGGAGAAACUUUUAGACAAAGAUAAUUAAAACUUAAAGAAAUAGUGAAGGAGAAAGAAGAUGUUGAUGCUAAAAAAGAAUAGGUUUUAAAAAUUAAUGCAUUGCAAUAAUUAUCUAUAACUGAAGAAUAAUAAAAAGACAUUCUUAGAAAACGUAAUAAGGAAUUAUUAGAUUACUAGAAAAUUUAAAUUGUAUUACAAUAUUUUAAAUUAGGAAUAAAAAAAAUAAGCUAGAAGAGAUUAAUACAUGAGUGAACUUAAAGAAUCCAAAUAAAUGGAGUUAAGAAAUUAAUAAGAUAGAGAAAUCUUUUUGAACUGGGCCAAAUAACAAGUUGAAGAUACAAGAGAUCAAGGUCUAAAUUUAUAUCCUUUAAUGAAAACAUUAAAAUUAUGA